Messenger RNA from Dreissena polymorpha, 17390 nucleotides. RefSeq lists its product as uncharacterized. The coding region runs from base 281 to 11644 and encodes 3787 amino acids. The record is from RefSeq and is a predicted model, not a curated record. The transcript is spliced from 6 exons. NCBI's taxonomy places the organism in Eukaryota, Metazoa, Mollusca, Bivalvia, Myida, Dreissenidae.
CCUUACUUUAUCGAGUGAAUCCCAUAAUGAUUAGUGAAGUGCGCAUUCCUUUUCAAGAGGGCAACGAUACAGUUAUUUAGUAAUUUAGGUAACAUUUGCGGAGAUGUAAAUUGAUGUUCCUGGUCACUGUUUAAAACGAUGUUGUCAGUCAUCACAAAAUGUGAAUGCACCAAAAAUAGGUGAGUCGUUAAACAAAAGGAAACUUAUAGCAGGAAAAACGUGAAUUUCCAAAUUUUGGCUGCUUAUUUUCAUUCAAGAAGGCCAUUCGUCUAGUGUAAAAAUGGAAGAAAGGCUCAGGACUAAGGAAAUGCAAAACUGGCUAAAAUGUUGGAUAGCAACAUUCAAGAUACGUGAUGUUAUUGCACAAUUAGCCAAAGACGGAUUUGAAGCAUUUUACGACCAUAUACGCAGAGAUAUGAGUGCUAAACAUGGUAUAAAUGAAGCAGAUACAUGCAGUAGGCAUGCAGUAGGCAUGCAGUACAGUAGUAAAUGCAGCGAUCAGAGUAAAUGCCGCUUGUGUUUUGGAAUAUGUCAGUAUAUUUGGGACAACCAUCGUUUCAAAAAAGGAAACCUAAAAGGACCAUCAUGGAGCAAUACGGAUUAUACAAAGUGGUGCACAGACGCCUGGCAGCUAGCCAAGUGCUACAUGGCUGCUACAGGUUACAAAGACGUGCUUAGUGCUUAUACAACAGAUUUCAAUGGUAUUGUUGGUGCUUUGUAUAACUGUACAUGGAUGCAGAACUAUUUUACAGAUGAUCUGAGUCAGACCAAUAAUAUUUGCACAAAGGCACGGGAAAAGGUCAACAGUCUACGUCACAUACAUGACACUAUCAUAUCAGAUGUUGAAAUGAACGAAUUCUUUGACUGUCUUUUAGACCUUUUAAAUGAUCCUUCACACAUGAGUAGUUUUCAGCCGGCAGUGGAUGCGUGCAAUUACCUUAUCGAGAUUCAGCAAGAUAGUCUGCCACUAUCCAACCAAACGAUAAAAGAUACUAUGGCAAAAUUAUAUGAGAAACAAAAGGAAGACUUUCGUGGAUAUUUGAUCGCUUACUAUAGGAGGACGCUGAGUACCGUUCCAAUUUCACCUUUGUGGGAAGGACUUGACAAACCCAUUGUUGAUAUUUUUGUUACACCACUUUUAGUACAUAUAGACAUUGAGAAAGAUGGGUCCCGAAGAAAAACAGACGAUGCAGUUAAAGAUUACAAAAAUAUACUGUUCAAUGAUGAAAUAUUAAAUACUCGAGUGAUUAUGCAAGGAGAACCAGGGAUUGGAAAAACUACAUUGUUAGCUAAAUUUGUUCUCGACUGGUGCGAAGCAGUACAUCCAAAAAAGCCUGAGUACCACCCAUCUUUCCCUGAUGUCGAUACAUUGACAGAGUUCGGGUUUCUAUUCCACAUAGCACUGAGAGAUGCGGAAGGCCAGCGAGAGGUGGUAGAAAUGAUAAAAACACAAGUUAUUGACAGGAUAUACACGGCUUAUGAACGUGAUGAAAUAUUUACACUGUUGCAGACUAUUAUGAAACGAGAGAAGUGCAUCGUCGUUAUGGAUGGAUUGAACGAGUGGGUUGACCCAUUAAACAGGAUAGCAAUACCAGUAAUGGUUACUUCUCACACGCAAUGUGUAGCUUUAAUUUCAACACGACCCUGGAAAAUGACCGAUGAGCGUAUCAAGGUUUCUGAAAUUGACACAUUUCUAGAGGUAGACGGAAUAAUUGAACCAAAACAGCUUACUGAACAUAUAUUGAGAUGUUGUCAGACAGCCAAUAUAAAAACAUAUACUGAAUUUAUGAUAUAUGUAAAUGAUCGUUCAUUACAGCAUUUUAUUACUUCACCAUGGCUGCAUACGUUGUUGGUUGCUUUAUGGGUGGACGAUAAUCAAUUUUCUGGUUCAUUAUGUGAGCUUAACUGUAUUCUCAUGGAUCGUCUUUUCAAGAAGGCAAAUUCAAAAAAGGGAUACUUUAAAAAAGAGCAUCCAAUGCAUUGUUUAGCGCACACGAGCUAUAUUGAGCCACAGGUUGAUAUUAUCGAUGCGCUUGGAAAGGCGGCGUUCGAAUUCACUUUUUCAUCGACAAAAUCCUUUGUCUUUACCGAACGGGAAUUAAUGAAUUAUUUAUCCAGAGAACAAUUACAAUUUUGUCUACAAGCUGGAGUUCUAUCGGGAAAAUGCAGUUCCAUAUUAACAUUACAGAAUUCCCAAAUGUCAUUUCUUCAUGAGACAAUUCAGGAAUUUCUUUCUGCGUAUCACAUCGUUCAAGCAAAGAAGGACAUAAUACAAAUUAUACUGAGCAAAAAUAAGUAUAGCUUGUUAGAAUUGAGCCAGAUUAUAAUUUAUCUAUGUGGACUGAAUAUUGAGAUUGCUAAUAAAGCAAUAGAGAGUAUGUUUAAUCUAGAUUUGAUCAACGAAAUACGUGAAGGAAUAAGAAUCUACAUGAAAGGUGCUCAUGCAGUUAAAGCAUUAGUUUUUAAAAAAGACGAGCACAAAGGGGGAAAAAGGGUGACUUUGGAUUUUGUUGAAAUGGCGUAUGAUGGUCGAUGUCUAGCUUUAGUUGGUUUAUUCCAGCAAAUGAUAAUUUCUUGUUAUUAUGAGGCUACAAUUAGCGGGCACAAUGACAUAUGUCUGAAAUUCCGUGACUUCAUAUUCAACAAUAAUCUAAACAAUUUUGAAUCAAGCGUUCUUAAAACAGUUUUAAUGAAUAACAAAUCAAAUGUAAGAUCGCUUAUUUCAGAACAUAACGUACUGCAAAUGAACGAAAUUCUAACAAUCAUUCGAGCAUCUAUAGAUUGCAUCGAACGAAUAGAGAUGCCAGCGGCUCCGGAACUGUAUAACGCACUAUGCGGUUCAGAAAAUAUAGAAGAAUUAACUUUAACAGGAAAAUUCGAUGGGUCAUUGAUUUCGAAAGUGCUAUUAUCUAUGUCUAAAUUAACAUACUUGAACUUAAAAGAAAGUUAUUUGAAAGAACCCGUACGUAUUCCUGUAACAAUACAGCAUGUGUGUUUGUUUCAAAGUGAAAUUUCUCUUGACUUUCUCCAACAGUUGUUAGUACAAAUAUCCGCUCAAAACCACUCUUUCCAAUGUGAUUUGUACCAAGUAACUUUAAUCAAUUGCGAGGCCGCCGUCACAAUAUCAAACUUGUUGGAUUGCGAUAUGUCCAAUUUAACGUUAUGCGUGAACAAUGGUAGUAUAGAGCUGUACAACUUACUGCGAGGUACUACUUUAGGGAAAUUGAUGCUCGAAACAAGUGGUGACUUUGAAAUGGCAUUAGUCGUAAUUCCCACACUCAGUUGGCUAACCAAUUUGCGUUUAUGGGGAACAUUUACGGGACGGUGUUGUCUACGGAUUCCUGCUUCGUUUCCAUUUGUAGCUCUUGAGAAAGUCGAAUGUUCUACUGAGUGGCUGUGCAGCUUUUUAAUCACUUUAUCUUCUUCAUUAGGUGAUUAUUUAGCGUGUUGUCUUUCGGAUGUUUUAUUGCAGUCAACUGAAGGAACCUGUGAUGAAGCACAUGUACAAGGAACUGACUUGCGAUCUGAAAUAUUGUCAUGUGACAUGUCCAAUUUUUCUAUAUAUGUGUGCAAUGGCAGUGUUGAACUGUUUGAAAUAUUACGCGAUACAAGUAUAGGGACCCUGGGCCUGAUGACGGCUGAGUGUGCCUCAUUAGCAUCAGAUAUUCUCAACACGCUCAACAAGUUAGCAACACUUGAUUUGUGGGGGACCUAUACGGGUCAAUGUGAUCUCCAAAUGCCUGCUUCAUUGAAAAAUAUUCAUCUGCAGCAAGUCGAAUGUUCCAGUGAGUGGCUGUGCAGCUUGUUGCUUACGCUUUCUUCGUUAGAGCGUCCUUUAUCGUGUCAGCUGUUUGAUUUUGUAUUGCAGUCAAGUGCAGUUUCCGAUAUAAAUGCAUCUGAAUUGCGAACAAAAAUAUCGUCGCUUGACAUGUCAAAUAUCGAGGUUAUUGUGAAUAAUGUCAAUAUGGAACUGUUUGAAAUAUUAAGAGAUACAUCUAUAGGGAUUCUGGACCUGAGAACAGGUAAAUGUGUUGCAUUAGCAUCAAACAUUCUUCACACGCUCAACAGGUUAAGAAAGCUUUAUUUGUAUGGAAUGAAUAUGGGUCGUUGUGAUCUCCGGAUUCCUGCGUCAUUGCAAUACAUAAGACUAAAGAAAAUCGAAUGCCCUAGUGAGUUGAUCUGUAAUUUGUUGAUAACGCUCUCUACUAUGAAUAAUCCUGUACGGUUUGAGUUGGUCGAUGUUGUAUUGAAGUCAUGUGAAGAAGCCUGCGAAGGUUCAGAUAUACGCGCGUCUGACUUGCGAGCUCCAAUGUUGUCAAGCGACAUGUCAAAAAUAACGAUAAGGGUAGAAAAUGUCAGUACGGACUUGUUUGAAUUAUUUCGUGAUACAAGUAUUGGGAUUUUGGCAAUAACGGACUGUUAUUAUUCUCGAGCAUCAAAUAUUGUCCACACACUCAACAAGUUAACAAGACUUUGUUUGUCGGGCAAAAACAGUGGUCGAUAUGAUUUAAUUCUUCCUUGUUCAUUGCAAUGCAUAGUUCUUCAAAAAGUCAAAUGUUCAUCUGAGUGGCUGUUAAGUUUGUUCAUUACGCUUUUAUCGUUAGAGCGUCCUAUAUCUUGUCAGCUCGUGGAAUUUGUAUUGCAGUCAGGUGAAGAGGUCGGUAAUUCAGUUUCCGAAAUAUACCUAUCUGAAUUGCGAUCUGAAAUAUUAUCACGCGACAUGUCCAAUGUCGAGAUUGUUGUGAAAAAUGUCAAUAAAGAACUGUUUGAAAUCUUAAGAGAUACAUCUAUAGGAAUCCUGGACCUGAGAACAGCUGAAUGUGUUUCAUUUGCAUCUGACAUUCUCCACACGCUCAACAGGUUAACAACUAUUUAUAUGUGUGAGAUUGAUAUGGGUCGUAGUGAUCUCCGACUUCCUGCUUCAUUGAAAUAUAUUAGUCUCAAGGGACUCGAAUGCUCCAUCGACUUGCUCUGCAAUUUGUUGAUAACGCUGUCUACGAUACAUCAUCCUGUUAAGUUGGACUUAUUGAAUGUUGUAUUGCAGUCAGGUAAAGAAGUCUUCGAGGCAAGUGUAGAUAUAGUUGAUUCUGACUUGCGAGCUUCUAUGCUGUCAUGUGAUAUGUCCGCAAUCACGAUAUGGGUAGAAAAUGGCAGUAAAGACCUGUUUGAAAUAGUUCGUGAUACAAGUAUUGGGAUUCUGGUAAUAAAUGAAUGCAUUUUACAAGCAUCGCACAGUGUUCACACCCUAUGCCAUUUAACAAAACUUUCUUUAUUGGGUAACUAUACAGGUCGAUUUGAUCUUAAGCUGCCAGUUUCAUUGAAAUGUAUAAUUCUGCAGGAUGUCAAAUGUUCAACUGAAUGGUUGUGCAGUUUUUUGAUAACACUCUCUGCAUUGAAUUGUCCAGUGCGGUGUGAAUUGUUCGAUGUUGUAUUGCAGUCAUGUGAAGAAGCCUGCGUGGCAGGAACAGAUAUACGUGUAUCUGACUUGCGAGGUGAACUAUUGUCACGCGACAUGUCAAAAAUCACAAUAUGCGUAGAAAAUGGCACUUUAGACCUGUUUGACAUGUUUCGAUGUACGAGCAUAGGGAAUCUUGAACUAGUCAAAUGCGUUUCGAACGCAUCAAAUAUUGUUCACACUCUCAACCAUUUAACAAGUCUUUCUUUAUUGGGUAACCAUACAGGUCGGUUUGAUCUCAAGCUGCCCGUUUCAUUGCAAUGUAUACUUCUACAGAAAAUCAAAUGUUCAACUGAAUGGCUGUGCAGUUGUUUUAUAACUCUUUCCGCAUUGAAUCAUCCAGUGCGGUGUCUGUUGUUGGAUGUUGUAUUGUUGUCAUGUGACGAAACCUGCGGGCCGGGGUCAGAUGUACGUGUAUCGCAGUUGAGAACUGAAAUAUUGUCACUCGACAUGUCCAAAAUCACAGUUAACGUACAAAACGGCACUUCAGACCUGUUUGAAAUAUUCCGACGUUUAAGUAUAAGGGGCCUUGCAAUAUCUAAGUGCGUUUUGCAAGCAUCAGAUAUUGUUCACACGCUCAACAAGUUAACAAAACUUAUGAUAACGGGUAACUAUACAGGUCGAUGCAAUCUAAAGUUACCUAGUUCAUUGCAAUGUAUAGUUCUUCAGGAAGUCGAAUGUUCAUCUGAGUGGCUGUUCAGCUUGUUAAUUACGCUUUCUUCAUUACAACAUCCUAUAUCCUGUCAGCUGUUGGAUUUUGUUUUGCGCUCAAGUGAAGUAGUAUGUUGUGCAGGGUCAGAAAUACAUGUGUCUGAAUUGCAACCUGAAAUAUUAUCACGCGACAUGUCCAAUAUAGAGAUUAUUGUAAAAAAUGUCAAUAUGCAAUUAUUUGAAAUAUUAAGAGAUACAACUAUAGGAAUCUUGGACCUCAGAACGGCUGAAUGUUUUUUACUAGCAUCUGAUAUUCUUCACACGCUUAAUAGGUUGACAAAGCUUAUAGUGUGGGGGGCAUAUGCGGGCCGUUUUGAUCUACAGUUGCCCACUUCAUUGAACUAUAUGUGUCUGCAAGAUGUGGAAUGUUCCAGUGAGUGGCUGUGCAGCUUGUUGAUCAAGCUCUCUUCAUUUAAUCAUCAUUUGGAGUGUGCACUGUGGCAUGUCCAACUGCGGCCAAGUGGAGACGUCAGUUCCGAUAUUCGUGUAUCUGGCUUACGAUCUGAAAUGUUGAAAUGUGACAUGUCUAAUAUUACUAUAUUAUUUAAGUAUGGCAGUAUGGAUUUGUUUGACAUAUUAAUGCAUACAAACAUAAGGAUCCUGAUUCUAAUAACUGCUGAUUGUUUUGUGCAAAUGUCAUCAGUACUACCCACACUAUGCAAGUUAAAAAAGCUUUGUUUACAUGGAAAAUAUAUGGGACGUUGUGUUCUUAAGCUUCCUGCAUCAAUGAAAUGUGUAAGACUACAGAAUGUCAAAUGUUCUUCCGAGUGGCUCUGCAGCUUGUUGAUCACGCUCUCUUCAUUAGAUCAUCCCGUCAAGUGUGAAUUGAUGAAUGUUGUAGUGCAGGCAAAUGAAGAAGGUGAAGGUUCAGAUAAACAUGUAUCGGACUUGCGAAAUGAACUUUCUUCAAUAAGCAUGUCAAAUAUCAAGGUCUUUGUAACACAUGGGCGUAUAGAUGGGUUUGAAUUACUUCGUGAUUCAAAUACAGCCACAUUGUACCUGAAAGGAAUUGCUACUGGUUCAUUCACAGCAGACAUUCUUCACACUAUAAACAAAUUAACAAAACUUUAUUUACGAGGAAUCUAUACGGGUCUCCAGCUGCCAGCUUCAUUGCAAAGUAUAAGUCUUCUGAAAGUCGAAUGUGCAUCUGAGAGGCUUUGCAGACUGUUGAUAUCCAUUUUGACAUUAGGUCAUUCUGAAGAAUGUGAUCUUUUGGACCUAGUAUUAAAGUCAAGGGCAGAACUUUGUGGCACGGUUUCAGAUGUUUCAGAUGUAUCUGACCUGCGCUCAGAAAUAUUAAUUUGUGACAUGUCCAAUAUAAUAAUAUUUGUAAAAAAUGGCAGUGUUGAACUUUUUAAACAAUGUCGCGAUACAAAUAUAACGGUUCUGAAGAUGCGCACUAUUGACUUGGAAUCAUUUACUGCAGGGAUUCUCAACACGCUGAAUAAAUUAACAACACUUUACAUGUGGGGCACAUAUAGAGGACGAUGCUGUCUCAACCUUCAGGCCACAUUGAAAUGUUUAAGUCUCCAGGAAGUAGAAUGUUCUGCUGAGUGGCUGUGCAGUUUGUUAAUCAAGCUAUCUUCAUUUGAUCACCCUGUAGCUUGUGAGUUGUGGGAUGUUGUUCUGUUGUCAAAUGAAGAAACCAGUAAAGCCUAUACAAACAUGCCUGUAUCUGACUUGCAAUCUGAAUUAUUGUCACGUGACAUGUCCAAUAUUAAAAUAACAAUAAAAGGUGGCAGUAUUAAACUUUUUGAAAUAUUACGUGGUUCAAAUAUAUGGAGCCUGAGUCUGAGGACGGUUGAUAAUUUUUCAAAGGCAUCAGAGAGUAUCUACACGCUCAACAGAUUAACACAUCUUUAUUUGUGGGGUAACUUUACCGGCUUCUGUUAUCUAAAGUUCCCUUCCUCAAUUCAAUGUUUAAGUCUUCAUGUAUGCAAAUGUUCAUCUGAGUGGUUGUGCGGUUUAUUGAUCGGGCUCUCUUCAUUAGAUCAUCCUGUAGUAUGUCAGCUCUGGGAUGUUGUAGUUCAGUCAAUUGAAGAAUCAGUUGCAGAUGAUUCACGUUCAGAUGUACCUGACUUUCGCUCUGCACUAUUGUCAUGUGACUUAAAACAUAUCGAAGUAUUAGUUAAAAAAGGAAGUAUUCAACUCUUUGAAAUGUUACGUGAUUCAAGUAUAGGAAUUAUGAGUCUUAAAACGGCUGAGUGUGCCGCUUUAGCAUCAGACAUUCUUCACACUCUACGGAAGUUAUCAAAGCUUUCUUGUUGGGGGACCUACAAGGGUCGAUGUGAUCUCAAAUUGCCUGACUAUUUAAAAAGCAUAUCUUUGCAGAACGUUAAAUGCUCUACUGAGUGGUUGUGCAGCUUGUUGAUCAUACUGACCACAUUUGUUUUUCCUGUAACAUGUGAACUAUGGGAUGUUGUAUUGCUGCCAAGUGAAAACGCCCAUGCAGACAACACAAAUGUGUCCGACUUACAAACUGAAAUAUUGUCUCGUGACAUGUCUAAUAUUAAGAUAGAUGUGAACCAUUGCAGUGUGAAACUUUUUGAAAUAUUGCGUAGUUCAAGUAUAGGCAAACUGAACCUUAGAUCGGCUGAAUGGUGUACACAAUCAUCUGAUAUACUUAACACGCUCAGCAAAAUAACAGAGAUUAAUAUAUGGGGAACCUAUAUAGGACGUCUUAAUCUUAAGCUGCCUGCAUCAUUGCAAUAUUUAAAUCUGCAGAAAGUCGAAUGUUCGUCUGAGUGGUUGUGCAGCUUGUUGAUCACGCUCUCUUCAGUAGAUCAUCAUGUAGGUUGUACGCUUUGGGAUGUUGAAUUAAAGUCAAGUGAAAAACCAGUUCCAUAUGACUCACAUGUACAAGAACAUGACUUGCGAUCUGAAAAAUUGUCAUGUGACAUGUCCAAUAUCGAUAUAUUAGUAGACAAAUGCAAUAGAACACUCUUCCAAAUAUUUCGUGAAUCAAGUAUAGGAAUUCUGAGACUUAAAACGUCUGAGUGUGCGGAAUUAGCAUCAGAUAUUCUUCCAACUCUAAGCAAGCUGAAAAAGCUUUACAGUUGGGGGAUCUACACGGGUCCAUGUAAUCUCAAGUUACCUGCUUGUUUGCAAAUCAUAUCGCUGCAGAACGUCCGAUGCUCUACUGAGUGGCUGUGUAGCUUGAUGAUCACACUUACUGCCUCUGUUCAUCCGGUAACGUUUGAGCUGUGGGAUGUUGUAUUGCUGAAAAGUGAAAACGCCGAUGGUGAAAAUCUUCAUUUAUCUGACUUACAAUCUGAAAUAUUGUCACGUGAUCUGUCUAAUAUCAAGCCAGAUGUGACACAUUGCUGCAUGGAACUUUUUGAACUAUUACGUUGUUCAAGUGUAAGGAUACUGACCCUCAGAACGGCUGAAUGUCUUUUACAAGCAUCUGAUAUUCUUGGCACGCUCAGCCAAUUAACAGAACUUCAUAUAUGGGGAGCGUAUACCGGACGUCAUAAUCUCAAGCUUCCUGCUUCAUUGCAGUGUUUAAGACUGCAGAAGGUUGAAUGUUCAUCUGAGUGGUUGUGCAGUUUGUUGAUCUCGCUCUCUUCAAUAAAUCAUUCUCUAGAUUGUGCCUUUUGGGAUGUUGUAUUGCAGUCAGGUGAACAUGCAUGUGUCACAAGUUCAGAUAUACAAAUACCUGACUUUCGGUCUGAACUAUUGUUAUGUGACAUGUCAAAGAUCAUGAUUUUAGUAGAAAAGAGCAAUGUGGAACUGUUUAAACAAUUUCGCAAUACAAGUAUAGGGCGGCUAUGGCUGAAAACGGCUGAUUCUGUAACUUUUGCAUCAGAGAUUCUUCACACGCUCAACAAGUUAACGCAACUUAUUUUGUGUGGCACUUAUACGGGACGAUGUAAUCUCAAGCUGCCUGCUUCAUUGCAAUGUUUCUUAGUCCUAAAAUGCGAAUGUUCCAGUGAAUGGUUAUGCAGUUUGCUUAAAACCCUGUCUUCAUUAGAUCAUCCUGUAGAAUGUGAACUUUUUGAUGUUGUAUUACAGUCAGGUGAAUAUGCAUAUGACACUGGUUCAGAUAUACAAUUAUCUUACUUGAGGUCUGAGCUAUUGUUAUGUGAUAUGUCGAAGAUCACGAUAUAUGUGAAAAAUGGCACGGUUAAAAUGUUUGAACUAUUUCGAGACACAAAUUUAAGGAUCUUGAAACUGCAAACAGCUGAUUCGGCCUCAUUAGCAUCAGAAAUUCUUCACACGCUGAACAAGUUAACGCACCUUUAUUUUUUGGGCACCUAUUCGGGUCGGUGUCAUCUCCAGCUGCCUUCUUCUUUACAAUUUAUAUAUCUGCAGGAAAGUGAGUUGUCUACUGAGUGGUUGUGCAGUUUGUUGAUCAAGAUCUCUUCAUUAGAUCAUACUGUAUUGUGUCAUGUGGUGAAUGUGUUAUUAAAGCCAAGUGAAAGCAUAUUUUUGUCAAAUCCAGAUACACACGUUUACACAGACGAUUCAAUUGUUUCUGAUGUGCGGUCAGAAAUGAUGUCACGUGAUAUGGCGAAUAUUGAACUAGAAAUUACAAAUGGAAGUUGUGCUCUGUACGAAAUGUUGUGUGAUACAGGUAUAAGGAAUCUUUAUCUUGGCACCACAGAGGAUUUUUCAUUAGCUUCAACAAUUUUAUCUACUUUGACCAGAUUAAAAAACUUAUAUAUUUGGGGAACAUACAAUGAGCGAUUUGAGCACAGAUUUCCAACAUCACUAGAAGGCAUGAGUUUACAACAGGGCACAUGUUCAGAAGACUGGAUAUACGGUGUUUUAACCAGACUGUCAGCAUUACAGCAUAGCGUGAGGUUUUACUUGUUUGAAUGUUCUGUGUUAUUGAGUGGAGAAAACAGUGAAAUAUAUUCGAAACCGCCAAAAAUGAAAUGUGCAGAGUUAUCGAAUGUAAAAUUGGAGGUUAUGAAGGACUGUCCUGGGUUUUAUGAAAUGUUAUCAAAAAUCAACAUCACAAGUCUCAACAUGACGCAAAUAGAACACGCCAACAUUCUGGUAAAGACACUUCCUUUUCUAACACACUUGGAACAACUAAGAAUUUGUUUGGACAACUAUGAUGUUGAGAUGAGACUGCCAAUAUCUAUUAAGUAUGUGUUUAUAAUUUAUAAAACAUUUUCUCCAUUAUCGCUUAAACAUUUCAUCAAAAAUAUGUGUAAUAUCAAGCAUAGCGUACUGCUUAAACUAAUGUUCCGUCUUGAAGUGAAUAGUGAUGAAUAUACAUGUAUCAGGCAAGAAUUGAAUUCAGUGGAUACACUUGUGGUUCAGCAGUUUGAAGUUGUUGACAAACAGUUUGUUGUUGGUGGCGCUGCUACUGUAAAUCUCUCGGCUACUGCUGAUGAUGGCGAUGAUGAUGACGAUAAAACUUUAUUACGACGAGAGGGGGAUUAUGUAGAUUUGAAACCAUGGAUUACCUAUUGUAAAAUUCGACUUAACAUUUCAUGCUCAGAUAAUAAUUGCCCUCCUUUUUGAACCUUUGCAUUUUACAUUUUUUAAUAUAUUUGUUAUGUCUCCAUCUACAUGCGAUUUCCUAAAGAUUUUAGUGACACAAUAUCUGGGACAUUUAUAUUCACAACCCUUUCGCAACGUCUUUUACAAAAUAUGUUUUAACACAUAUGUAUUUAGAACGUUUCCUUCAUCGAUGGAAGACCCAUUUCCAACUAGAGAUUCGCAAGUGACACUGACCUCAUGGGUGGAAUCAGCAGUAAACCUCAAGAUCGCACCAACAGAUUCUAUGAAAGAGCACGAGCACACUGUAUGAAGGUUAGCACGGAGAAGUCGAAGAUCAUGGUAAACAGCACGACCAACACCAGUGCAGACAUCAGUAUGAGCGGCGAGAAGCUAGAAGUGACCAGGUUUAAGUUCUUGGACGCAACCCUGUCCAAGGAUGGUACCAGUUCCGCUGAGGUCCGAAUAACAAGUGUCAUGACGACUGCAACGAUGGUCAAACUGAGCAGGUUGUGGACGAGAAGUUCCAACAGCUUCCCAACAUAGUACAAGAUCUACAAGUCCCUCGUAUUCUCCAUCGUUGUCGUUCUCUACGGCUGCGAUACAUAGACGCUUCACGCAAACACAGAACACAGGAUACAGUCAUUUUAAGAUAAAUGUCUCCGAAGACUGCUUUGCUUCUCCUACACGGAGCACAAGACCAACGAGUACGUCCGGAACAUGACUGCAACACGUGUUGGUCGACAAGAGUCAAACGACGAAAGCUGACUUAGUUUAGAAACGUCACCAGGCACUACUCUCUGUGCAAGCUGUUCUCCUGGGCACGUUAUUGGGAGGUCGAUGUCGAGGCCGUCAGAAAAAGCUGGAUGGACAAUGUGGAAGAGAGGACAUUCCUUCCCAUGGAUGAAUUACUCUCAGCAGCACACAGCAGACCUGACUGGAUUAUGACUUCUGUAUCGUCGUCCCGCAGGAUCAACCGACCUUGUAAGAAUGACCGAACCACCAAGUCAGCAAGAUUAAGUACACACACCCGGUGCUCAGCCAACCAAAUCACAAGCGCCCACCCACUAAGUCAGCAGGAUUAACACACCAAGUCAGAUUCACCGAACCACCAAGUCAUCAGCGCCAACCCACUAACAAAGCAGCGUCCACCUGACGUCACCCAAUAAGUAGAACGUUCGAAACCCAUCAAAUCAGAAGCUAAAAUCCACCAAGCGAAACGUGCAAACCCAUCAAGUCAGCAGCGCAAACACACCAAGUUGGCAGUGCCAACCAAAUACGUCACCAGCGCAAACCAACAAAUUUACCAGAGUCAGCCAUGGUCGGCAACAUAGGCCAACCAUUCAGCAAAACCUGGUCAUCAUCGGUAGUCUCAAAGACAGCAAAAUAAAUAUUGCUCAUUGUUAUAAUUACUAUGAUUUGAUGGAUUGCCAAGACAUAUGCGUUAACAGCGAAUUUGAAUUUUAAACGAUAUUCCAAACUUAUAAUCGCAAACAACCAUUAUUAUCGCGGUUAAAGAAUUCAGCACCGCUAACCAUGACCAUCAUUAUUGUUCGCCUAGCAGCAUUUUCAAAGCUAUUCCUCACACGAUGUCACCUAGUCACCAGCGCGAAACAGAUUCUUCUGCUCGGUUCACAACUACAACUAAGCAAGAAAUUGUCAUCAGCGCGUAUCACCUGGUCCGAAACAUAUUUCAAGUCAUACAAUUAUCUACAAAUCAUGCUUGUAAUUUCUAGUGACUAAGUCAGGAGCGCAAAUUGUGAUCAUCACCCGAACCGCAAAGUUUGCAGAACACAACAUGUUCAUUUAUGGCAAUCAUCACAGAAUACAAAAGUGGGAGUUAAAUUAUAAGUCAUCAUUACGGGUCGCACAGUAAGAAAUGACGUAAUGAACAUAAUUGCCCGUCUCCAAGACAGCAGCGUAAAGUAUGACAAUCAUCGCGUCUCACAAAGUAAGCAGCGCCGAUCAUUGUCAUUAUGGGUUCGCCUCUUCCGUAGAGAAACUUUGUGGAAUUUUAUCGCCGACUACCCAAAUCUGGAGCACAGACAAUUCAUCAUUGCGCGUAAUCUGGUCAUCAGCUUGAAAUAUUUACACGGACAGCAUGGGGUACUUCUUGUAGACGGUAUCACAGAGCGAAACGAUCAUCAUCCAGUUAUGUUUAACAGAUGAUUGCGCUGUGUGUCCCAACUGAUCGCAAUGAUGUUUUAACACUGUUGGAAUCUCUGCUGCUGCUACUGAUGAUGGUUGCGGUAGUGCCAGUGCCUCUGGUAAUGUUGCUACUGGAGCUUGGAUGAGAUCUCACUUUUGCUGUUCAAGCUGCUGCUUUCGAUGAUUGUGGUAUUGAUAUUGAUUGUGGCGUCGUCAAAGUCGGCGGUGCUACUUGCAGUGAUGCUAAUGACGGUGUGAUUGUCACUAAAAUUGUUGCUUAUGUUGUUGUUAAUACAUUAUCUUUUUUUCUACUGAAAUGAUGUUAUGCGUGCACGCUGGUGGCGUUGUGUUAACGACUGCAACUUAGAUGAAUAAGAAGACUUUUUUUAUUCAAACAAGCACUUGUUAAGUUUAAACUUUUAUUCAGCUAAGAAAUUAUAAUUAAAAUAACUAUCGUUAAAUAUAUAUAUGUAAAGCACUUAAAUCAUCGAAAAGUCCCAAAUAUCUUCGAAAAUGCAUCGCUAUCUUUCCAUAAUAAGAAUGCCACAGUAAGCUAUUCGUCAUAGCGCAUUCUGAUACAGAAUUUUCAAAUGAUUUUUUAGAUGAUCUGGAAUUACUUACCAUGAACUCACCAAGGUUUUCAGAUGUUCAUGGAUUGCUAGUUGUGAUGUGUUUUGUUCAAUAUAUGCUCUUCUUCCAUGCAAAAAUUUUCAUCUUUGACACUCUUUAGAGCAGCUCUGACACUCAAAUGUCAGCAUCUUGUCCAAAACAGACCUCAGUAUCCAACGGUGUAUGGUCAAGUAGAAACCUUGUUUAUGUCAACUGAAGCCUGUACGACAUAAUCAAGUCAAGUUUGCUGAUCAUGAGUGAACAAUUAUACGAACAAUUACUUAUACAUAAAGCAGUCGUGUGGAUCAAUAGCAAAUUAAUUUAGCACAGUGCAUUAUUUUUUCAUUUAGAGCCAGUUCCAUAAUUACCAGUUGAAAAAUAUAACGGAUGUAACAAUUUCUUAAUCAUAAUUCUUACGGUGUCUCUCAACAACAUACAUGCUUAUGAAGGUCAUCAAAAUAAAACGGAUAAAAUAGACAUGAAUAAUUUAUUUUAUGUGUAGUCUUUAAUUUUACAAUUAUGUGUUUUUAGUACUGUUUGGCAAGAUGCAUAUACUUUAACCUACUGCGGUGGCAUACGGUUUGUCCAGCGGAGUACAACUCUGCUGCAAGAAAGAAAUGAAAGGAAUAGAAAAAUGGCUCUCAACGAUUUUUGACUCAAACAAUGCGACAUAGUUCCCGAAAUAGAUUUUUUUAAGUAUAAAACACGUACAGCUUAAUAUAUAUUUAUAUACUUCUUAAGUAAAUGAAUAAACAUUGGUAAAAAAUAUUUAGAUUGUGAUCUAGCUUCUGUAACAAAAAAAAUGUUCGUCAUUGACCAUUCGUGAAUAUAUUGUGUUGUAAUAUGUGUGUACUUAUGGGAUUUAAGCCUAUAUAUAUUAUUUGUUAAGUCUUUGUUUAGGCGAGCUGUGUAUGAAAAGAUAAGUUAUUUAAUAUGCACUAUUUUUGUUAAACAAAUGUAUCCACAGAGUGUGCAUUUAAAAUACUAAUGUAUGCUUAAUUUAUGUCUAUACUGUUAAGACAUUGAUUUAACAAACGAAAUUGUUAUGUUGAUUAUGAUUGUAAAACAUUAUUAUAUGUUGUGUACAAUCUUAACCAGUAGUGUAGUUUUUGAAUGUUUUAUAUUGACGAAAUUUUAGGAGUUCAUGAACUAUGAAAAUCUACAGGCAUUGAUGUUAUUAUUAUGAAUUUACAUCUUUGUUUGUUCAAAGUUGUAGAUACAUGAUUCACCGAGGUUGUAAUUGUUCAAAUAUAAUAUAUACUUUCAUUACAUGUGUACAUAUUUUAUGCCACUGAUGUAAGCCAUAGCGUGUUCUCAUCGUCCGUUGUUCCAUCUUUCCGUAAUUGUGUCCCCCAUCUGUCACGCAAUUUAUGAGGAGUAUUCAAGUGAUUUAAAUAAAACUUCCUUUUAUUGUAUCGGGCUUUCAGUGGGAAUGCAGUGUACAAGAACCAUAAAUCUCUCUUCAUGAGUUAAUCAUAAGAUUUAAUGUCAUCCAGUCGUUUUUAUUGUGCGGAGCAUAUCUCCUUUAAAGGUAUAUGAAUAAAUUAAGGUGAUCUCCUGUGCGACCACUACUGUGCGACCAUCAAAAUAGUGGUUUAAUUCCUAAAACUUUAUCCAGGGUAACUAUCGAAACGCAAUAUUUUGUUUUUAUCAUUCACUCUAAGCGUUAAGAGCCACCUAUAUACUAUCGCAGUACUCGCUUGCCUGUUAACGGCGAAAUAACUAAGGCGAUUUAAAGCAUCCGAUUUUAUUCUCUGACAAAAAAAUCAGAACACUCACUCAAUAAUAUCCUAAACAAUACAUUUAUAAAUUGGAAUGCACACGCUAUAAUAUUAUAUAUUUUAAAAUUUUAAUAAGUAAACAGCAGAUAACGCACUGAAAAGAUGGUAUGCGAGUGAUUUAACGCGAAUUGUCCAUUUGCGUCUCGCGACGUCAUUGUUAGUGGACUCAAUCUGUCAAGGUAGCCGAGCGUGGCCCUUAACUAUUAUUUCAAGGCAUAUGCAAUGUGGCAUAGCUGCAAUAGAAACACAGUGGUGUUCAUUAUUUGGUGAACACGUGAUACGAAUUGUUACCAGUUGAUAUGUAUAUGAAAGAUAUGCUAUCAUGAUUUCUGCUUGCCAAUCAAUUUUAUGUUGAUUCAUAAGAACGGCUAAAGGAAUCAUAUUUGUUAGCAAUUUGCUUAAAUGCAUUUAUAACUUUGUUUUAUCAAAGAUUUUAAUAUAAUGUGCAAGUCAUGCUAGUUGUAAUAAAUAUGUACAAAUAAGCUUCUUUUUCUAAAACUAUAGAGGACGUUAGGGGGAGUACAACAAUCAUAAGGCUCUUAUUAUUGUUCUGUAUUUAUUGACCUUCGCUGAUCUUGUUAAGGUCUGUUUGUCGUGGGGAGCAUAACUCAGCAAGUAUUGAACGCAUUUAAAUGAACUUUAACACAAUGAUACAUAGCUAUAAAAGAUCAAAGCGCUUAAGACACAGCGCUCGUUCGCUUUUGUGUAAAAAAAAAGUGCAUUGAAGUACCGCACUUUGUUAAAAACAAAAAGUGUUAUUUUUUUGUUAAAAAAGUUGAAGUUGUAUAUAUUAAUAGUCAAUCGAAAGGAUAUAGUCAUUUCGAACAUUAUAUUAUUAUCAUCAUAGUUGUAUUCAUCAUCGUAAGGGUCAUUAUUAUUAUUAUUUAUUUUCAUAUUUAGAAUAUUUCUUGCAGAAAUUUCUCAAAGCAAACAGCGCAGACCCUGAUGAGAUGACCUCAUCUGGCUCUACUCUGUUUGCCAAUGCCUUUUUUCUAGACGCUAGGCAUAAAUGGGUUAACAUCAGCAUAAUAAACAGCAUUUUCUUAUCACCACAAUAUAAUUAUUGCAAUCAUCGGUUGAAACAUGAGAUAAGGAUUCUCAUUAUGUUGUGGUAUAUAGUGUAUAUACAAUUAAUUAUCGUAACAUUAUUAUAUUAUGAUGACGAUUAAAUUGAUUACGACGAUAAAAUCUUAAUGAAGAAGACGAUGAAGAUAAAUAUUGUGAUUGUAGUA